Molecule: messenger RNA, 940 nt
Organism: Hibiscus syriacus
Lineage: Eukaryota; Viridiplantae; Streptophyta; Magnoliopsida; Malvales; Malvaceae
Product: ER lumen protein-retaining receptor-like
Exons: 6
Coding region: 124-771 (215 amino acids)
Biological process (GO): endoplasmic reticulum to Golgi vesicle-mediated transport; protein retention in ER lumen
Cellular component (GO): endoplasmic reticulum; cis-Golgi network; membrane
Molecular function (GO): ER lumen protein retrieval receptor activity
Source: RefSeq, a predicted model, not a curated record
CUUGGGAACUACAAGAUCUAAAGCACAAACCACUCUGAAAAAGAGGCCGUUGAAAACAUUUCCGCAUUCCUUUUUAUUUAUGAGUUCAAAGUAAUUUAGGGUUUUGGAUCUGAAGUAGCGAAAAUGAAUUUAUUCAGAUUAGCAGGUGAUAUGACUCACCUGGCCAGCGUUCUCGUCUUGCUCCUCAAGAUCCACACCAUCAAAUCUUGCGCCGGUAUCUCUUUGAAGACGCAAGAACUUUACGCCAUCGUUUUCGCUAGCCGUUACCUGGACAUUUUUACUGAUUUUAUCUCCCUUUACAACACUUUGAUGAAGCUGAUAUUUUUGGGAAGCUCCUUUUCGAUUGUCUGGUACAUCCGUAGCCACAGCGUUGUUCGAAGGUCUUACGAUAAAUCCCAAGACACUUUCCGCCAUUAUUUUCUGCUGUUGCCUUGCUUGCUCUUGGCCCUUCUCGUUCAUGAGAAAUUCACCUUCAAAGAGGUAAUAUGGACCUUUUCGUUGUAUCUAGAAGCUGUCGCCAUACUUCCUCAGCUUGUACUCCUGCAAAGGACUAGAAACAUUGACAAUUUGACUGGCCAAUAUGUGUUUCUUCUUGGUGCAUAUCGAGGACUAUACAUUCUUAAUUGGGUUUAUCGGUACUUCACUGAACCACACUAUGUCCACUGGAUACCUUGGAUUUCCGGGAUUGUGCAGACACUCCUUUAUGCAGACUUUUUCUACUACUACUUUGACAGCUGGAAGAAUAACAAAAAGCUCCAGUUGCCGGCGUGAUUCCUUGUGCAAAGGAUUACAAGUGUCGAACUUUUGUUUUUGAACAUUCAUUCCAUUUUACAUAUCAUUUAGUGAUGUAUACCUUCUUAGAUAAAACCAAAAAAAAGUCGAUUGAUUUUGAAUGUUUUAAUCCAAGUUGGUUCAUAUAAUUUCAGUUAGCUUUAAGAGA